This is a messenger RNA of Castor canadensis (American beaver), 987 nucleotides long. NCBI's taxonomy places the organism in Eukaryota, Metazoa, Chordata, Mammalia, Rodentia, Castoridae. The record is from RefSeq and is a predicted model, not a curated record.
AUGCAGAGACACUCCGGCCAGGAAGUGCAAGGUUCCCAGCUGCUCAGCACUAAGCUUGAUGUGUCUGAUGAGGAGUAUGGCCGAGACCAAAAGAGGCAUUAUCAGGACAAACGCUCAUUGCUGGGCGGGACUCUGAGCAAAGGGACACAGUACAUCCGUGCACCAUACGAGUACAAAGAGCUUCUACAUAUCACCUCGUUUCUGCUUCAGAGCACCCCUGGGAGGAACCGCUCGCCCUCCCCGCGCCGGCACGCGCGCGCACACAAAGUUCUGGAGGUCCCGGUGCGGCCGGGAUCUCGGGGCUUGGGAGUGGACACUGGGCUGGCGAGGUCCAGGCGGGACCUCAGCUCGGCUCCCCCCGGGGGACUGCCCUCCGCCCCCGCCGCCGCGCCCCGCGCCCGGCGCCCGGCUCUGCCCUUCGGCUCGGCCUUCCCCGCCUCGCAUCCGUGCCAUCGGCGCUCGAUUGCGCGCGGACUCCCUGUGGCUCUUCCCGGCUCGCUCGCUCUCUCUCGCUCGCUCGCGCCCGGCCGCGCCGCCCCUCCUGCGCCCGCCCCCGCCCCCGCCCCCUCCUCCUCCCGUGCAACUUUUGCCGGAGCCCCCGCGCACAGCCAUGCUGAGCUGAGCCCCGGCCGGGCCCUGGCCGCCGCCGCUGCCCGCCCCGGCUCCCGCCCUCGCGGACCCGCUCGGGGCCGCGGCCGCCCGGCCCUCGGCCUCGGCGCUCCGCCCGCCCGUCCGCCGGUCCGUCCGUCCGUCCGUCCGCCGGCCGGCCGAGCCCCGCGCAGGGCCCGGGCCGCGGCGGCGGCGGCGGCGGUGGCGGUGGCGCGCCCGCCCGGCCCCCUCCCCCGGCGCCGGCCAAGUGAGGCGGUGAUGCGGGCGCUGGCGGCCUCGGCUGCGCCGAGAGCGGAGACACAGGCUCAAGAUGGCAGAUUCCGACUGAGGCUGGGGGGGCCGAGCUCGCGCGCCGCUUUCCCUUCUCCGUUGCCAUGA